Molecule: messenger RNA, 270 nt
Organism: Miscanthus lutarioriparius
Lineage: Eukaryota; Viridiplantae; Streptophyta; Magnoliopsida; Poales; Poaceae
Source: the annotation of a GenBank genome assembly
AUGGGAACCGAAGUGCGAAGGUUUAAACAGAAGGACAUCAUCAAUCUCUAUGCACAAGAGGUUGCCAUUCCUAAUAGUGAAGUUGAGAAGGAAAUUUCAUAUUUAAGAGAGGAAAUUGAUUCUCUGAAAAAGAAGAGGCAGAGUGAUGGUGGUAGCUCAAAGAGACAGAAAGUGGCUGAGCACUCAUAUGAAGUCGCAAAUCUGGAGCCAUCUACCCCAGCAACAAUAAAUUUUAGCUUACAGAGAGUAAUUGCGAGUACCUUGAAUUGA